UUGAAACUUAACGAAGCAGUAACCUCCUUACUCGAUUAGACUUGUGAAAAGAAAGCCAUGGAACCUACUAGCUUUAUCGACGACGCGGAGUUCUGGCUUCCGCCGGAGUUUCUCUCCGACGAUGACUUCACCGUGGAGAAGGAGAGUUUCUUAGCCGGAUUGAGCCGCAAAAUGGUUCAGUCUUCUCUUGAAGAUGAUUUCUCCGGCGCAAAGGCGUGGAGUAAGACGGCUCGUUCACCUCAAUCGAUUCCGCGAGUUUCGUCUCAGGCGGUGGAGGCGGAGGCAUGGGAUAUGUACUUUGCUGCGGCGGAGGAACUGUCGAUGAUGAAUCUUAACGGUUAUAACAACCUCAAUAAUGGCAGAGGACUUCUUGAUCUCCCCAGAAAACAUCCUAACGACGGCUCUGGCUUCUACAGCCGUCAAUCUCUACAAUACCAGAAGCUUCAAGCUAUUCAUGUAAAUCAAAUCACAUACCUCUCAGAGUAUCUUCUUGAACAUUUGAAUUUUUUUUUUUUUUUGGGUGCUGAUUUUUUUUUUUUUUGUGUGCAGUUUCAGCAGCUAAAGCAGCAACAGUUGAUGAAACACCAUCGUCAAUUAGCGCAGCAGAGAGUGAAUAAUAAUCACAUAAAAGGUUCUGGUCAUGUGGAUUUGGCUCCAUCUGCAUGGCCACAGAGGCGUUCUGUUUUCCUUGGUGACCGUACCGGGAAACGUGGUUCAACCGGAACCGGUGUUUUCUUGCCUCGUAGCGUUAACCAAACUUCCCCUGUAACCGCCGAGACUCGCCAGAAGCACACUCUUGGUACGGUUCUGGUUCCGGCUAGAGUGGCGCAGGUUCUUAACCUACACGAGUCUAUGGGUCACCAGCCAGCGGUGCGGUCUUCGGCUAGUCUCAACGAUGUGUCAUGGAGACAGAGGAGCAACAAUGGUGGAUACUCGAGCCAGAUGAAGAUAGAACAUGCAGUGAGCGAGCCUCGGUUACCUUCGGAGUGGGCUUAUUGACCACUUUUUGGGCCUUUUAGGAAAGAUUUGAAGAAAAGUGAAGGGAGGAAUAAAGAUUAUAUUUUGAUGCAAGGUCAGCGUAGUGAAGUAGUGGCAGAAUUAGGGUUUAUAAUAGAUAAAGAGAGGAUAAAGAUGAAGGAAGAUGUGGACAAGGACGAGGUUUUGGAUCGUUUAACCACCAUUCUGAUGAUCAUUAGUAGAAGAACAAAAGGAAUUUAAUAAUAUCAGUCUGUAACCGGGCUGUUGUUUUAGCAUCCCCUUCUCUUUUUCACUUUCUUUUGUUCUACAAGCUCUUAAGCAAUAGAGAAAGUAUUAGUAAAAAUAAAGGAUUGUUUAAUAAUUUUGUUUGCCAAUAUUAUUAGAUGCAUUUCCGAAAAAAAUUUGCAUGCAGAACCAUACUAAUAAUUU
Molecule: messenger RNA, 1407 nt
Organism: Eruca vesicaria subsp. sativa (arugula)
Lineage: Eukaryota; Viridiplantae; Streptophyta; Magnoliopsida; Brassicales; Brassicaceae
Source: the annotation of a GenBank genome assembly